This is a messenger RNA of Cyphellophora attinorum, 1755 nucleotides long. Its product is annotated as Heat shock protein 60. The record is from RefSeq and is a predicted model, not a curated record. Gene Ontology annotation, biological process: protein import into mitochondrial intermembrane space; protein refolding; mitochondrial unfolded protein response. The transcript has 4 exons. Gene Ontology annotation, cellular component: mitochondrial inner membrane; mitochondrial matrix. NCBI's taxonomy places the organism in Eukaryota, Fungi, Ascomycota, Eurotiomycetes, Chaetothyriales, Cyphellophoraceae. Gene Ontology annotation, molecular function: ATP-dependent protein folding chaperone; protein-folding chaperone binding; ATP binding. The coding region runs from base 1 to 1755 and encodes 584 amino acids.
AUGCAGCGAGCCUUCGCCUCAGCAGCGCGCUCGUCUCUGAACGCAUCUUCCCCAUACUCCAAAACAGCCGGCCGAAGUUUACAGCAACUGCGGUUUGCUCACAAGGAGCUCAAGUUCGGGGUUGAGGGUCGUGCACAGCUGUUGAAGGGUGUUGAUACGCUUGCCAAAGCUGUCGCUACUACACUCGGGCCAAAGGGAAGGAAUGUUCUGAUUGAGUCGAGCUAUGGCUCGCCCAAGAUCACAAAAGAUGGUGUGACUGUCGCAAAGGCCAUCACGCUACAAGACAAAUUCGAAAACCUGGGCGCCCGCCUGAUCCAAGAUGUCGCCUCAAAAACGAACGAAGUCGCCGGUGACGGCACCACCACAGCCACCGUGCUUGCCUCCGCGAUCUUCUCCGAGACCGUCAAGAACGUCGCCGCCGGCUGCAACCCGAUGGACCUCCGAAGAGGCACCCAAGCUGCCGUCGAUGCUGUCGUUGACUUCCUGCAGAAGAACAAGAAGGACAUCACCACAUCGGCUGAGAUCGCCCAGGUCGCAACCAUCUCGGCCAACGGCGACACUCACGUUGGCAACUUGAUCUCCAAUGCCAUGGAGAAGGUCGGCAAGGAGGGCGUCAUCACUGUCAAGGAGGGCAAGACUAUCGAGGACGAGCUUGAGGUCACCGAGGGCAUGCGCUUUGACCGUGGCUUCACCUCGCCAUACUUCAUCACCGAUACAAAAUCCCAGAAGAUCGAGUUUGAGAAGCCACUCAUUCUCCUCUCCGAGAAGAAGAUCUCCGCCGUGCAGGAUAUUAUCCCUGCUCUUGAGGCAUCCACACAGCUGCGCCGUCCCCUCGUGAUCAUCGCUGAAGACAUCGACGGCGAGGCACUGGCUGUCUGCAUUCUCAAUAAGCUCCGCGGUCAGCUACAGGUCGCUGCCGUCAAGGCACCAGGCUUCGGCGACAACCGCAAGAGUAUCCUCGGCGACAUCGGUAUCCUGACCAAUGCCACCGUCUUCACUGAUGAGCUAGACAUCAAGCUGGAGAAGGCCACCCCAGACAUGCUCGGCUCGACCGGCUCCAUCACCAUCACAAAAGAGGACACCAUCAUCCUCAACGGCGAAGGCUCCAAGGACUCCAUCGCGCAGCGAUGCGAGCAGAUCCGCGGUGUGAUGUCCGACCCAUCAACCUCCGAAUACGAGAAAGAGAAGCUGCAGGAGCGUCUCGCUAAGCUGUCUGGCGGCGUGGCUGUCAUCAAGGUCGGCGGCGCUUCCGAAGUCGAGGUUGGUGAAAAGAAAGACCGCGUCGUUGAUGCACUCAAUGCUACCCGCGCAGCUGUCGAAGAGGGCAUCCUGCCCGGUGGUGGCACCGCUCUGAUCAAGGCUGCGGCCUCCGCGCUCAAGGACGUCAAGGGCGCCAACUUCGACCAGUCCCUCGGUGUCAGCAUUGUCAAGAACGCCAUCCAGCGACCAGCCCGGAAGAUCGUCGAGAACGCGGGUCUCGAGGGAAGUGUUAUCGUUGGCAAGCUGAUGGAUGAGUAUGGUUCGGACUUCCAGAAGGGCUACGAUAGCGCCAAGGGCGAGUAUGUUGACAUGCUCAAGGCUGGUAUUGUUGAUCCGCUGAAGGUUGUGCGGACGGCGUUGGUUGAUGCGUCUGGUGUGGCGUCGCUGUUGGGUACGACUGAGGUGGCCAUUACGGAGGCACCGGAGGAGAAGGGUGCUGGUGGGCCGGCAAUGGGAGGGAUGGGCGGCAUGGGAGGCAUGGGAGGCAUGAUGUAA